Molecule: messenger RNA, 2614 nt
Organism: Pimephales promelas (fathead minnow)
Lineage: Eukaryota; Metazoa; Chordata; Actinopteri; Cypriniformes; Leuciscidae
Gene: st6galnac
Product: ST6 (alpha-N-acetyl-neuraminyl-2,3-beta-galactosyl-1,3)-N-acetylgalactosaminide alpha-2,6-sialyltransferase
Molecular function (GO): sialyltransferase activity
Source: RefSeq, a predicted model, not a curated record
CUAAAGCCCUGUGUGUGUGUGUGUGUGGGUGACUGAGUUUUAUUGUUAAAAACAUUGCAGCUCGACUUCCCCUCUCAUUGCUUGACAGGAGUUUUCCAUCAGAUAUAUCCUCGGUGGUGCUGGAGACUCCCAUGUGUGAAAGCCGGAGCUCAAAAUGAACUAAUUAACAAGCAGCGACUCUCCCUUUCCCCUGGAGGAGCCCUUUAAACCCCUAUUUCAUCAAAGCAGCCGUUCCUCAGGAGAACGCUCAUGUGCUUACAUGGUGACCAGACGUUCUGGGAAACUCACAGGAACUUGUGCAUGAGGAAAGUAGCACGAUGAUAGGCCAGCUGCCUCAGAGGCUUCUGCUGUGGUUCAUUGGAUUGUUGGGAAUCGCGAUACUGACGUUAAUCGUGGUGUGCGUGGCUUUGCAGAUCCAAGUGCCAUGGGACAUGAAGACCCUCCGACUCUCCCCCUUGAAAUAUUACAGGUCAUUUUCUUUCAAGAGUGACAACAGUUCUUUGGAAAGUCAACAUUCUGCUGAGAGUAAACUAGACACUGCUGAAGAACUGGAGCGACAAUCAGCCCCGCAAUCAGAUGAGGAUUCAUCAGUGUUACAAAACAGCGCAAGCAAAGCUGAUCCAGAAAAUUUUAAAACAAAAAAGCCAAUGCCAAAAAAUGAGACCAAACCCACUGAACCAGACUUUUUUGGUGACCGGUACGCCACAGAUGACUUUCCAUCACAAACAAACUGUCCCAACAGCAUUAGGAAGCGUGUGCCUCAGACUCAGUUUGCUGAGAAGUUUCUACACACUAUUCCAGUGCUUCAAUGGUCAAAACAUUUCACCCCCGACCAGUACCAACGCUUGAGUCAGUACGGUGGAGCACAUGGCUGGGGAAGCGUUAAUAUUGAAGUUUUAAAGAGCUCACUGGGAAUUUUAAAUACAACUGCGAACCGGUUGAUGUUUGAUGACUGGGAGAAGAGAAAGAAGAGACCCCAGUGUAUCCGCUGUGCUGUGGUGGGAAACGGCGGAAUACUGAACGGUUCAAGAAAAGGAAAGGAGAUCGAUGAACAUGACUAUGUCUUCAGGGUGAAUGGUGCGGCUCUUAAGGGGUUUGAGAAAGAUGUGGGAUCCCGGACAUCAUUCUACACGUUCUCAACCAACACCAUGCGAAACUCCAUGCGUAGCUAUGCUCGCGUAGGCUACAGAGGUCCACCCAUAUCAAAGGAGACCAGGUAUAUAUUCCUGCCGGAUCAUGACCGAGAUUACAUUCUGAUGAGGGCGGCUUCGACACACACAGCAAUUGAUAAAGGCCCUGAGCGCAGCAAAAAACCCCCUACAUACUUUGGUGAAGAUGUGACUGUAGAAAAAUUCAAAAUCUACCACCCUGACUUUAUUCGUUACCUCAGAAACAGGUUCCUGCAUUCGAAACUUCUGAAAACAGGCGCGAGAAGAAUUUACAGGCCGUCCACUGGAGCAGUAAUGCUCCUGGCUGCCAUUCAUACAUGUGACCAGGUUGAUGCUUACGGGUUCAUGACCCCUGACUACACCUUGUAUUCAGACCACUACUAUGACAAACAGAGACGUCCAGUGCAUUUUUAUGCCAACCAUGACAUGCGCAUGGAAAUGAGGUUGUGGCAAGAGCUGCAUCAGGCUGGACUGAUGAAUAUUUUCAUGCGUCAGUGAGCACAAAAGGAUGGAUGCCACACUUUGUGUGAGAUGUUUUUUUUUUUUCAGUCAGAACUGAAAAUCCUGUGAGAGGUGUGCACAGGACAAACCUGUUAUACUCCCCUCUGUAUGAGGCGUUUUUGCUUUGGAAGGUAAAGAUCAUAUAUUGUUCUUAGGAGAAGUACGUAGGAGAAGCUACGUAGCGAAUUCACGAGAGACAAAUGACUGGCUAAUGUGGGGAGAGGCCUUUCAAAAAUGGUUAUAGACGGGAGUAAAUCUUGUUUAACUGGCCAGUACUUGUUCACACAUACGACGUGUCAUAUUUCCGAUUGAUCAAUCAGAUUGAUUAAUUGUGAUGCUGCUUUUGACCACGUACGAGAAUUCUGGAAUACGUGCCUUUGGACUUCUCAAAUGACGGACUACCAUUGUGUGUGAGGGAAACAGACUUUAAAGGCUUCAGAGCCCCACACAAAAUCAAAACUAAUCAACCAAAGAGAAUAAUAUUUUUAAUUUUAAUCAUAUUCCUUUAAUCAGGUAUGUGUUAAUAUAUGGUUCACUCAAAAUGCACGUGUUGCCUCGUGUCAAUCAAGAAGGGGUUUCUUUCUGUUUUUCAGAGGAAUUUGUACGCUGUUAAGUUUACUUGGAAGAUUUAAAGUGCAAUAUCUUAUGUUGAUUUCACAAGACUUUUGAAUCAAAAUGUGAAUUUCUUUUAUGAUUUGUUGUAUCUAUUCUGUUAAGGUCUGUUUGGUCACUUGAUGCCAUCUCUUGAUUAUAUUUAAUAAUUUUAUUACCGAAUAAUUUAACUGUUAUGUUCAUUCUGGUCAACUUAACUGGUUUAAAGAUUCACCACACUCAUGUUUAGAGAGAUUAAAAAUUGCUUCACUUUUAUAAAAUGGUUAAGGGUUUAGAAAAUGGAAAGAUAGUCCUACAGGUUUUUAAGCUCAGAAUAAAUCUUUUAAAAUUGU